This is a messenger RNA of Recurvomyces mirabilis, 444 nucleotides long. RefSeq lists its product as uncharacterized. The coding region runs from base 1 to 444 and encodes 147 amino acids. The transcript has 3 exons. The record is from RefSeq and is a predicted model, not a curated record. Lineage: Eukaryota; Fungi; Ascomycota; Dothideomycetes; Mycosphaerellales; Teratosphaeriaceae.
AUGUCUGGAGGACGUCUCUGGCAGAUUAUCGGUGGUGCCGGCGUGUUGGGCGUGGGUUACUACAUGUACAAUGCCGGCGGCAGCCCCAAGGCCGCUGAGAAGCGCUUCGAAGCCGAUGCAGCCAAGGCCGCCAACGCCGUUGGUCUAGCCGGCAAGGGCAAGGAGGUCCAGAAGCAGGGUGAAGUCACCAUGGCCGAUGCGGGCAAGAAGGCCGACCAGCUUUUCCAGGACGCUAAGUCCGCUACGAGCAAGGUGGAUGGCAAGUUGGAGGCUUACAGGAAGGAUGCCGAGGCGAAGCUGGAGAGCACUGCCAAGGAGACGAGAGACAGCGCCAACAAGGCCAUCAACUCCUUUGAUAGGAAUGUCGAGGCCAAGGCUUCCGCGGCGAAGGGAACCGUCAACAGCUGGUUCGGUGGCUCCAAGCCUACUGAUGGCUCGAAGUAG